Messenger RNA from Astyanax mexicanus (Mexican tetra), 3135 nucleotides. It is a transcript of the gene pstpip2, whose product is annotated as proline-serine-threonine phosphatase interacting protein 2. NCBI's taxonomy places the organism in Eukaryota, Metazoa, Chordata, Actinopteri, Characiformes, Acestrorhamphidae. Gene Ontology annotation, cellular component: actin filament; cytoplasm; plasma membrane. Gene Ontology annotation, biological process: actin filament polymerization. The transcript has 15 exons. The coding region runs from base 207 to 1082 and encodes 291 amino acids. Gene Ontology annotation, molecular function: actin filament binding. The record is from RefSeq and is a predicted model, not a curated record.
GUGUAACAGUAGCAGCAGGAGCAGCAGUAGUCAGUCCAGCAGUCUGCUCCAGCCUCUCACACAGCUCACAUCUACCGGCUCCAGCACCAUGAGAGACCUUCACUUUAAAGACAACUUCUGGUGAAAUCACCAGCACAGCAGGAUACGACGCCAUCAUCCAGCACCUGAACGAUGGGAAAAAGACGUGCAAAGAGAUCGAGGACUUCAUGAAAGCCAGAGCUGCAAUAGAGGACAAAUAUGCCAAGGAACUUCUGGGCCUUUCCAAGAAAGCGUGCGGACUCAAUGAAAUGAACACACUGAAGAGGUCACUGGACGUUUUUAAACUCCAAACUGAACAGGUGAGUCUGUCUCACCUGCACCUCGCCCAGACCAUGAGGGACGAAGCCAAGAAGCUGGAGGAGUUCAGAGAGAAACAGAAAGAAAUGCGAAAAAAGGUGGAGCAGCAGAUGGAUGCUCUGCAUAAACAGAGGGGGACGCAGUAUAAGAAAACCAUGGAGUCUAAGAAGACAUAUGAGCAGAAGUGUCGUGACAAGGAGGAGGCGGAGCAAACCAUGAACCGCAGCGCCACCACCAGCAACACCAAGCAGCAGGAGAAGCUGUUUGCUAAAGCGCAGCAGGCGAAGCAGGCAGCAGAGGAAGCAGAUCGGAUUUACAAUCAGAAUGUGUGUGUGCUGGGGAAGAUUCGAGAGGAGUGGCUGAACGAGCAUGUUAAAGCCUGUGAGAUGUUUGAGAAACAGGAAGUGGAGAGGAUCAAUUCGUUGAGGAACGUCGUGUGGACGCACCUGAACCAGCUCUCACAGCAGUGCGUCACCAGCGACGAGCUGUAUGAGGAAGUGAGGAAGUCUCUGGAGCAGUGUGAUAUUCAGGAGGAUCUCGAGCACUUCAUUAACCUGCGGAGAACCGGAGACAAACCUCCAGCUCCUGUACUGUACGAGAACUUCUACACCAAUCAAAGAGCAGCGCCAACCAGACAACCGCCGUCUUUCACCAGGAGAGCACCAGCGCCUCUACCAACAAACACAGAAAGUGACGUGACGUAUUCAACUAUAGAUAACUCAGGAUACAGUUUAAUCCGAUACUAACUCACAGCUGAACGAGAUGCCCUGCUGAUGUCUUCACCACCAAUCCUGCAUUUUGAACAGUUCAGGCACUUUUAACGGAUGUUUAUUCGGAAGUUGGGGACACAUAGAAUUGACUUCAAAGCACAAAACUUUUUUUAGAUUAUUUUUAUUUAAAAAAAAAAUAUUUUUAACACUGUUCUCUCAGAAUGCAUAAAGUAGCCAACACUGGAACCAGCCCAACAUGGUGUUAAUGAUCCAAACCGAUACAGAUAUUAACAUAUCACUACACUUCUGUUCUAUUGUAAAUGUAUGCAAAAGUUUGGACACCCUUGGUCAAAUGUUUGACAUGUUUGAUUGAUUUUCCGAGUUAAAAUUGGCUACCACUUCCUCCCCUGAGACACGCUGACACAUCUGUAUAUUCUACAGCACUGUUUACAGUACCAGUCUCAUUGAUUUUAUUUUAUUUAUUUAUUUUUCCUGCAUAUGAAAUUAAUGGUGAAUUGAUCCAGACUAUGAAGGAACACAUAAGGAAUCAUGUAGUAACUUAAAAGUGUUAAACAAACCAAAAUAUUCUGUGAAGAAGCGUUUAGAUGCUCUUAUCUGAAGAGCUGUUUGUUUACUUGCUGAGGUUUCUGAGGCUGGUAAUUCUGAUGAACUUAUCCUGUACAACAGAGGUAACUCUUGCUCCCCCAUCCUUUCCUGGGAUGGACCUGAUGAGUGCCAGUUUCAUCAUUAUAAAGUUUUGGAUGUUUUUUGCGGAGACUGCCCUUGAGGAUACUUUUAAAGAUCUUUAAAUUCUUCUUUUCAGAUUGACCGAUCUUCUUUUUUCCUCAAAGUAUUUUUUCCUUUAUUUAGUUGAGUAGUUCUUGCCAUAAUCUGGAUUAGAUCAUUACUCAAAUAGAGCUAUUCACUGUAUACCAACUCUACCUCUUCACAACUUUACAACUGAUGCUCUCAAACACAUUAAGAGACAAGAAAUGUUUGAUGAGUUCAGCACAGCUGUUAACUGAAAGCCUGAAUUCCAGGUGACUCUACCUCAUAAAGCUGACUGAGAAAAUCCAGCAGAGAUGCGCAAAACUGUCUCUGUCUAAGCAAGAGGUGGUACUUUAAAGUAACGUAAAAACUUUAAUCAUAUUCUGUUUUGUUUAACACUUUUUUAUUUACUAGAUAAUUCCAUAUGUUUUUCUUCAUAGUUUGGAUGAGUUUAGUAUUAAUCUACAAUGCAGAACAUUUAAAAUAAUGAGGAAAAAAAACGAGACUUUUGACUGGUACUGUUUUAACAGAAAAUGUUCAAAUUGACCCACACUUUUGCAUACAAUGCUAUAUAUCAGCCUCUGUGUAAUUUCUUGUUUUUACACUCAAAUGCCAAAUGCAGUCAAGAAUUAGAAUAGUGUUCCAUGACUUUUGCCAUGGACAGUUUUAGCCAGAUUCCGCCGGUCACGAUUGCUGCGCAUCAACGAGUGUUAAAUAAAGGCAUCACUCCAACCCCCAUAAUUCACCUGGCCUUGUCAUGAGCACACUGGUGUCCAAUGUUCAACAUCAGCCUCACUCACAAGAUAACACCUUACAACUCUUAACAAUAAAGGUGUGGGUAUUCCCAAUCCGUUUCCCCAAGGUAAAACAUAAUGGCCAACAGGUCAUUACAGUACGUACUACAUAUUGUCAUAUCCCAUGACUUUUGGCACAUUAGUGUAUAUUUGCUGUUUGUGCGUGAGAUCAGAUCAGAUCGAUAACUGUAAUUAACCUUAAAACAUUGCUUUAUGAACAGAAAUGUAAUUUAUUUAUACAGUUUAAGCACCAGGAGUUAGGAAUGGUCUUAAAUGACGCAAAUAUAUUAAUUUAAUGAAUAUAGUCUUUAAGCAAGGCUGUGUGAAGUGUGUGUUUGUAUGUGUGUGUUUGUUUACUGGUGCAGCUUCCUGGUUGGAGCAUUAAAUCUGAGAUGUUGCCGUUAGCAUGUUGUGCAGAAAUUUCUUAAAUAAAUCUGCAUAUUCUUUAAUUAGUAUAAUGUGUAUUUAUGUAUAUGAGAAUGUAUGAGCGUUGUCUUUAUGAAAUGUGUUAAACUUACAACUUUUAA